Exophiala xenobiotica is the source of this 7242-nucleotide messenger RNA. Its product is annotated as protein pyrABCN. Gene Ontology annotation, molecular function: dihydroorotase activity; amino acid binding; aspartate carbamoyltransferase activity. The coding region runs from base 128 to 7024 and encodes 2298 amino acids. Lineage: Eukaryota; Fungi; Ascomycota; Eurotiomycetes; Chaetothyriales; Herpotrichiellaceae. The record is from RefSeq and is a predicted model, not a curated record. Gene Ontology annotation, cellular component: cytoplasm; cytosol. The transcript is spliced from 2 exons. Gene Ontology annotation, biological process: L-citrulline biosynthetic process; L-glutamine metabolic process; UTP biosynthetic process.
CAGCCUGUCGAUUUUUUUCAGUCACGUCCGUAAGCCUGUCUAUAACCAGGGGACGACCUCACACUUAUUCAUCAGAUGUCCCUGUGACCCUCUGCUGCUGUAGCGUCCAGCAGCUUUCUUCUCAACCAUGCUCCGGACCGCGUCUCUGACCUCGGACGGUCGCCCUUCAUCCAGUGGCAGUACCUUACCACAAAGUCCUACAGUGGCCGCUUCUGUUGGCCUGAGCCACGCAGACGGACCUCUCUCGCCAGGGUCUCUCAACGAUGGAGGCCGACAUGGUUCUUUGACCCCAAUUGCUGCUGCUCACCCUUCCCAAGAUGAGGAUGCAAAGAUUUAUCUUGAACUCCAGGAUGGCCAGGUUUUCGAAGGCCUGAGUUUUGGUGCUCCCAAGAGCAUAUCUGGAGAACUGGUCUUCCAGACGGGAAUGGUCGGCUACCCAGAGUCUGUCACUGAUCCAUCUUACCGUGGCCAAAUCUUGGUCAUCACUUUUCCUCUAGUCGGCAACUAUGGCGUCCCUUCCAGGGAAACUCUAGAUGAGUUGCUUGGCGACCUGCCAAAACAUUUCGAGUCGGAUGAGAUCCACAUUGGCGGACUUGUAGUUGCCUCAUAUGCCGGGGAGGCAUAUUCUCAUCACCUGGCCACAUCAUCUCUCGGCACUUGGCUUAAGGAAGAAGGCAUUCCGGCUAUGUACGGCGUUGACACCCGAGCGUUGACCAAGAUCAUCCGGGAAGAGGGCAGCAUGCUCGGUCGAAUGUUGUAUGCAUCGCCGUCCUCGCAUUCUAAACUCGCCAAUGGCACUAAAGCCGACUCCCAGCCUAAUGGCGAGGUUAUGAUGGGCCCUGUCAAUUGGCGAGAGCAAGUUGAAGAGGUUGGAUGGCACGAUCAGAACAAGAGAAACCUAGUGGCAGAAGUUUCUGUGAAGAAACCUCGAGUCAUCUCGCCUCCAAAAAGCAGAGCAGUCCUGCAUCCCUCUGGCAGACCAAUCCGAGUAGUGGUGGUGGAUGUUGGUCUGAAGUACAACCAAUUACGAUGCCUCCUCGCUCGCGGCGUCGAGGUCCUUGUCGUGCCAUGGGACUACAAUUUCCCGGAGCUUGCUGGGAAAGAUUAUGAUGGGCUGUUCAUCUCCAAUGGACCGGGUGACCCGGCAAUGAUGACUGCCACAAUUAAGCACAUCUCACAGGCAAUGGCCGAAGGACGGACUCCGAUAUUUGGCAUCUGUCUCGGCCACCAGCUCCUUGCUCGUGCAGCUGGAGCCAACACAUUGAAGAUGAAGUUUGGCAAUCGUGGUCACAACAUUCCCUGCACCAAUCUCUUGUCUGGCCGCUGCUACAUCACCUCCCAGAAUCACGGUUUCGCCGUUGACUCCAUGACACUGCCCGAAGGCUGGGAAGAAUUGUUUGUCAACGCCAACGACGGCAGCAAUGAAGGCAUUCGUCACGUUUCCCGUCCAUACUUCAGCGUUCAAUUCCACCCAGAGUCGACUCCCGGGCCCCGAGACACAGAAUUUCUCUUUGACGUCUUCAUUGACGCAAUCAUGAAAAGUGUCGAAUCUGUGGAGGCUUUGCUUAAGCCUGUUACAUUCCCAGGUGGCACGAUUGAAGAGAACGACAAGGCACAUCCACGAGUCAAGGUCAAGAAGGUCCUUGUUCUUGGAAGUGGUGGUCUCAGCAUUGGUCAAGCCGGUGAAUUCGACUACUCGGGCAGCCAAGCUAUCAAAGCCUUGAAACAAGAAGGCAUCUACACCGUUCUGAUCAACCCAAACAUUGCCACAAUUCAGACUUCUAAAGGUCUAGCAGACAAGGUGUACUUCCUCCCAGUCAAUGCCGAUUUUGUCCGCAAGGUCAUCAAACACGAGCGACCCGAUGGCAUCUACUGUACAUUUGGAGGCCAGACUGCUUUACAAGUCGGAAUUCAGCUCAAGGACGAGUUCGAAGCGCUUGGAGUGCAGGUUCUGGGGACGCCGAUUGAAACGAUCAUCACGACAGAGGACCGAGAACUGUUCGCCAGGAGUAUGGAGUCGAUCGGAGAGAAAUGUGCAAAAUCGGCUUCAGCCUCAACUCUGGAUGAAGCGAUGCAUGCUGUCCAAGACAUCGGCUUCCCAGUCAUCGUCCGAGCUGCUUAUGCACUCGGAGGUCUGGGUAGUGGGUUUGCCGAGAAUCCUGAUCAGCUCCGUGAGCUGUGUACCAAAGCCUUCGCCGCCAGCCCACAGGUUCUCAUCGAACGGAGUAUGAAAGGCUGGAAAGAAAUCGAAUACGAAGUCGUACGUGACGCGCGGGACAACUGCAUUACGGUCUGCAAUAUGGAAAAUUUCGAUCCUCUUGGUAUUCACACUGGAGACUCCAUUGUCGUCGCACCUUCACAGACCCUGUCGGAUGAGGACUACAACAUGCUCCGCACAACAGCCGUCAAUGUUAUUCGGCACCUUGGGGUCGUUGGGGAGUGUAACAUUCAGUAUGCGCUUAACCCCUUCUCCAAGGAAUACUGCAUCAUCGAAGUCAAUGCCAGACUGUCCCGGUCGUCGGCUUUAGCCUCAAAAGCUACUGGGUACCCACUGGCCUUUAUCGCUGCAAAGCUCGGACUGGGUAUUCCGUUGAACGAGAUCUCCAACUCGGUCACAAAGAAGACAUGUGCAUGCUUCGAGCCGUCGCUCGAUUAUGUGGUUGUCAAGAUCCCCAGAUGGGACCUGAAGAAAUUCACCAGAGUCUCCACUCAGCUUGGUUCUUCCAUGAAGAGUGUGGGUGAAGUCAUGGCCAUUGGCAGGACCUUCGAAGAAGCCAUCCAGAAAGCUAUUCGCUCAGUCGAUUUCCACAAUCUUGGCUUUUCUGACAUCUCCAACCCCUUGAUGUCUGUUGACGAUGAGCUUCAAACUCCAUCUGACCAGCGGAUGUUUGCUAUUGCAAACGCCAUGCAUGCUGGUUACAGUGUGGACAAAAUCUGGGAAAUGACCAAGAUUGACAAGUGGUUUUUGUCGAGGCUCAAAGGCCUGAGUGAUUUUGGAAAAUUGAUGUCCAAGUUCAGCGCUUCAACAAUUCCCCCGUCCUUGAUCCGGCAGGCAAAGCAGCUUGGCUUCUCCGACAGGCAGCUGGCUCGAUACUGGAACUCGAAUGAACUUGCAGUCAGGCGUCUGAGAGCGGAAGCAGGUAUCCAGCCUGUUGUGAAACAAAUUGAUACUGUGGCUGCAGAAUUUCCAGCUUAUACCAACUACCUGUACCUGACAUACAAUGGAACGGAGAACGACAUUACGUUUGAAGAUCAUGGUAUUAUGGUACUUGGCUCCGGCGUCUAUCGGAUCGGCUCCUCUGUGGAGUUCGAUUGGUGUUCAGUAAGAGCAAUCCGCACUCUUCGAAAAGAAGGAUACAAGACUGUCAUGGUCAAUUAUAACCCCGAGACGGUUAGCACCGAUUAUGAUGAAGCCGACAAAUUGUAUUUCGAAAACAUCAACCUCGAGACUGUCCUAGACAUCUAUCAACUCGAAGCAGCGAGUGGCGUGAUCAUCAGCAUGGGUGGCCAGACACCCAACAACAUUGCGCUGCCAUUGCACAGACUGAACGUGAAGAUUCUCGGCACGUCUCCAGAGAUGAUUGACUCAGCGGAGAAUAGGUACAAAUUCUCUCGGAUGCUGGACCGGAUUGGCGUUGAUCAGCCAUCAUGGAAAGAGUUGACGAGCAUCGACGAGGCCCUCGAAUUUUGUGAAAAGGUGAAAUAUCCCGUGCUGGUACGUCCGUCAUACGUGCUGUCCGGUGCGGCGAUGAACACAGUAUACUCAAAAGACGACCUCGAAAACUAUCUCAACCAAGCUGUGGACGUGUCGAGAGAUCACCCUGUGGUCAUCACUAAGUACAUCGAGAAUGCUAAAGAAAUCGAAAUGGACGCUGUGGCGAAGGACGGUGUCAUGACGGGCCAUUUCAUCUCUGAGCACGUUGAGAAUGCUGGCGUCCACUCUGGAGAUGCAACUCUGAUCUGUCCACCACAAGAUCUUGAGCCGGAAACCAUUGCCAGAAUCGAAGAAGCCACGCGGAAGAUUGGUAAUGCUUUGAAUGUGACAGGCCCCUUCAACAUUCAAUUCAUUGCCAAAGACAACGAAAUCAAAGUCAUCGAAUGCAAUGUUCGAGCUUCGAGGUCCACCCCGUUUGUUUCUAAGGUCAUGGGCUUGGAUUUGAUCGAGAUGGCCACCAAAGUCAUCAUGGACAGACCUGUCACACCUUAUCCACCGAUCAACAUCCCCGCAGACUAUGUAGGCGUCAAAGCGCCGCAAUUCUCAUUUUCACGUUUGUCGGGAGCUGAUCCCGUCUUGGGUGUUGAGAUGGCAUCGACUGGGGAAGUUGCCUGCUUUGGCCGCGACCGGUUUGAGGCCUACAUCAAAGCAACCAUCUCCACUGGCUUCAAAUUACCCGAGAAGAAUAUUCUCCUUUCCAUCGGAUCGUUCAAGGAUAAGAUGGAGAUGCUGCCAUCUGUUCGCAAGCUCCAUCAAUUGGGCUACAAUCUCUUCGCCACUGCUGGAACUGCCGACUUUCUCGAGGAACACGGUAUCAAAGCGAAAUACCUGGAAGUGCUUGGAAGUGAUGAGAAGGACCAGAAAUCGGAGUACUCACUGACGCAGCAUUUGGCCAACAACAAGAUCGACCUGUACAUCAAUCUACCUUCCAGUAACCGAUUCAGACGUCCUGCAAACUACAUGAGCAAGGGCUAUCGGACUAGGCGAAUGGCAGUCGACUACCAGACACCAUUGAUCACGAAUGUCAAGAUUGCGAAAAUCCUGAUCGAAGCACUUGCCAGACACUACGACCUCAACGUCCGCAACAUUGACUUCCAGACGAGUCACCAAACCGCCGUACUCCCUGGACUCAUCAAUGUCGCUGCUUUCGUCCCCGGUGUUGCGCAAAAGGGGUCGCAUGAUUUCAGCCUCCUCACCAAAGCCUCCAUUGCUGCUGGGUUCAGCAUGAUUCGAGUCAUGCCAGUUGGCAUCGACAGUGCUAUCACCGACGCCAGGUCAUUGAAGGUUGCCCAGUCUAAUGCAGAAGCUGGAUCUUAUUGCGACUUCAACUACUCGGUUGCAGCAACAGACUCAAAUUCGGAGCAAAUUGUGCACGUUCAAGGCGAAGUCGGGUCAUUAUUCAUUCCGUUCAAUCACCUUUCCGGCAACAUCAACAAAGUUGCGACGGUAACUGCGCAUUUCGGUAUUUGGCCAGAAUACAAGCCUAUCGUAACAGAUGCGAAGACUACAGACCUGGCUUCUAUCCUUCUUCUGGCCAGUCUCCAUGACAGGAAGGUGCACGUCAUGAAUGUGACUUCCAAGGACGAUAUCAGCUUGAUCGCUCUAUCAAAAGAAAAGGGCUUGAAAGUCACAUGCGAUGUGUCCAUCUACAGCCUUUUCCUUUCACAAGUCGACUAUCCAGAGUGUUCAGCACUGCCUUCAAUCACAGAUCAGAAAGCCCUGUGGGACCACUUGCCAACUAUCGAUGUAUUCUCCAUUGGUAGCAUUCCAUAUCAGAUUGCUGGGGAGAAUGCUGUACCUACGGUUGGUAUUGCAGACGCCCUUCCAUUGCUGCUCACGGCAGUUGCAGAAGGGAAGAUGACUAUGGAGGAUGUGACCAAGCGUCUUCAUGACAACCCCAAAGCCAUUUUCGAGUUACAUGAGCAGAGCAACACUUCAAUCGAGAUAGACAUUGACCGGCCAUACGUUCUCCAGGCCGGACCCGUCUGGUCUCCCUUUGUCGGAAGAACGUUGCGUGGUGCAGUAUCAAGAGUCGUGUUUCAGGGCAAGACGGUUUGUCUCGACGGUGAGCUCUCGCUGGAUGAACCACGAGGUGCAGAUAUGUCAUCUCAUCUCCUUUCUCCGACUUCGCCAGUGGUUGGGCCGACUUCUCCAGUCUUGCGUGCUCAAGCAGAAACUCCUUUCGAUCGACGUUCUUCCCUCCUCGAGGUUGCUGCCAACAGACGAGUUUCGAUGACUGCCCGAAGUCGGCCGAUAACUCGAGCUCGAAGUAAUAUGGAUGAGGUGCUGGAGGAGACAAGUGGUCCUGCUCUUCCCACUGCACCAUUUAGACAGCCAGCAGCUCCGUCGACGAUCUCGCCAUCUCUGCUCUCGCUUCUCGCUUCCUCACCUUUCAAAAACCGUCAUGUACUUUCCGUCAGACAGUACACUCGUCAGGAUUUGCACAUUCUCUUCACUGUUGCUCAAGAAAUGCGAUUGGGAGUCCAGAGACAAGGUAUCCUACCAAUCUUGCAGUCCAAAGUGCUCUGCACCAUGUUCUAUGAGCCGAGCACCCGCACUUCAGCGUCCUUUGAUGCUGCUAUGCAGCGUUUGGGUGGUCGCACCAUUGCUAUCAACACAGAUCACUCCAGCACGCAGAAAGGCGAGACGUUGCAAGACAGCAUCCGCACCCUAGGCUGCUAUGGUGAUGCAGUCGUCCUCCGACACCCAGACAAUGAAUCUGCCUCGACCGCUGCUAAAUACUCCCCGGUGCCAAUCAUCAAUGGUGGCAACGGGAGCCGGGAGCACCCGACACAGGCGUUUUUGGACCUGUUCACCAUUCGAGAAGAGCUCGGUACGGUUACCGGCCUGACGGUGACUUUCACUGGUGAUCUCAAAUAUGGUCGCACGGUGCAUUCCUUGGUCAGGUUGCUUCAAUAUUACGAAGUCCGAAUCAACUUGGUCGCACCCAAGGACCUUGCUCUUCCCGAGGAGGUUCGAGAGCAAAUCGUGGCGUCCGGUCAGCUAGCUGUUGAAUCCGAGACUUUGACUCCCGAGAUCGUCGCUAAGAGCGAUGUCCUCUACUGCACCAGGGUCCAAAAGGAACGUUUCCCCAGUCUCGAAGAAUAUGAGCGUCUCAAGGACAGCCUGAUUGUGGACAACAGUGUUCUGAAGCACGCCAAAUCCACCAUGAUCGUCAUGCAUCCACUCCCACGCAACCGCGAAAUCAGUGAGGAGGUGGACUUUGAUCAGCGUGCUGCAUACUUCAGACAGAUGCGGUAUGGGUUGUACACCAGAAUGGCGCUUUUGGCUUUGGUGCUUGCAUCGUAAUCGACUCCUGGGUGUUUCAAUUGUUCAGGUUUGAGUCAUCUCCCGAAAACAAACAAUACUAUGGAGGCCGAGGGUUGGGGUUGUGAAUCUAGAUUGGACAAGGACUGAGGAGUUCAUCAAAAAAUAGACAAAAUGUAGAAUGAAAACUGCUAGACUACUAGGAUGUAGAGUCAGCGCCUCGCGGCAGUUGUACGAGUAAUGAUGUAUGUGUGUAUGAA